Molecule: messenger RNA, 2937 nt
Organism: Lontra canadensis (Northern American river otter)
Lineage: Eukaryota; Metazoa; Chordata; Mammalia; Carnivora; Mustelidae
Gene: PIWIL3
Product: piwi like RNA-mediated gene silencing 3
Exons: 20
Coding region: 1-2415 (804 amino acids)
Biological process (GO): regulatory ncRNA-mediated gene silencing
Cellular component (GO): P granule
Molecular function (GO): piRNA binding; protein binding
Source: RefSeq, a predicted model, not a curated record
AUGAAGGCAAAAGAGGAAACUCAGCUGGUGGCUACAGUCCAGGCAGUGUCAUUGAAGGAGAGAAACCAUUUUGGGGGCAUCUUUCGAGACCAUGUGGUGGAUACCCGACAGUACUUGGACCACGUGAGAGAGUCCACGGCAGGCACACAGGGUAGACCUGUGAAGCUAUUUGCAAACCAUUUCCGAGUGACAUCUCGCCCCCAGCAGAUCACCUAUAAAUACAACAUUGACUACAUGCCAGACAUCGAGGACAGACAAGUUCGUUCAGAACUGCUUCUGCAGCAUAAAGCGAUAAUUGGAAAGUGUUAUAUAUUUGAUGGAACUUCUUUGUUAUUACCUCACAAACUACGAUCACCGAAAAUGGAAUUGGUCAGCCUGCUGAAAAAACAGGUUGUGAAGGUGACCCUUGAAUUCACCAGCGAACUCAUGCCCUCCUCACCAGACUGUUUACGUUAUUACAACAUUCUCUUUAGAAGAAUUUUGAAGAUGAUGGAGUUGGAGCAAGUUGGUCGCAACUAUUACAACAAACGUGAGGCCAUGGAGUUCCGUGAUCACAAGCUGGUCAUCUGGCCUGGAUAUGUUACUUCUAUUCUUGAGUAUGAAACCAGCAUUACCCUCUGUGCUGACGUGAACCAUAAACUGUUCCGAAUGCAAACAGCCUAUGAUUUAAUAUCGGAUAUUCGUGAUGGCUUCCCCACAAAGCAAGAGCUUCAGGAGCAAGUUUCUAAACAACUAGUCGGAUCAGUUGUUUCUACAAUGUAUAACAACAAAACCUAUAGGGUGGACGCUAUUAAUUGGGAGGAAACUCCCAGAACUACAUUUAAAACCUCAGAUGGUGCUGAAAUCACCUUUGUAGAAUACUAUAAAAUGCGGUAUAAUCAAGUGGUCACGGAACUGAAUCAGCCGCUCUUGAUCAGCAAAGGCAAAUGGAAGAAGAGCAAACAGGACAUGCCCCGUGAGCCUAUACUGCUGGUUCCCCAGCUAUGCAACCUGACAGGUCUAACAGAUGAGCUGUGUAAAAAUUAUAGAGUGAUGAGAGACUUGGUUCUCCAUAUGAGGUUGGAUCCAGAAAAAAGGCAGCACGAGUUACGAAAAUUGAUGAAUACUAUACAGACAAAUAAGGAGAUCCAACGGGAACUUCAACUCUGGGAUUUGAAAUUUGAUGCCAGCUUCUUGUCCUUCUCAGGAAGAAUCUUGAAAGAAGUAAGAAUUUUUCAAGGAAGACGAGUGUUUGACUCCCACCCACAAUUUGCAGAUUGGACAAAAGAGACAAGAAGUGGACCCUUACUCAAUGUCAAGUCACUAGAUCAUUGGCUAAUACUCUAUCCUACAGGAUACUACAGAACAGCCUCAUCCUUUCUGCAGAGUCUACAGAGAGUCACACCCACCAUGGGCAUAGCUAUGAAAGAGGCAAAAAUGCUUGAAGUAAGUCAUUCAGUCCAAUCCUAUACAACCACCUUAGAAAACCACGUGUCCUCCAAAACACAGAUGGUUGUUUGCGUGUUGUCCAGUGAAAAGAAAGAGCUGUAUGAUAGCAUAAAACAAUACCUGUGUGUCAGUUGCCCAAUCCCAAGCCAGUGUGUCCUCGCACGGACCUUAGACAAACCCCAGACGCUGCUGACCAUUGCGACAAAGAUUGCCCAGCAGAUGAACUGCAAGAUGGGAGGAGCCCUCUGGAAGGUGGAGACAGGAUUGCAGAAUGCGAUGUUCAUUGGUAUCGACUGUUUCCACGAUACUGUAAAUCGGCAGAAGUCGAUUGCAGGCUUUGUGUCCAGCAUCAAUCAGGAAUUGACACAGUGGUUCUCUCAGUGCAUCUUCCAGGAAUCGGGACAGGAGCUUGUGAAUGGGCUGAAAGCCUGCUUGGAAGCCGCCCUGAAGCUCUGGUGUAAACAUAACCUGUUUCUGCCACAAGCUAUCAUUGUGUACCGGGAUGGAGUGGGGGAUGGUCAGCUUCAAGCAUUGCUGGACCAUGAAGUACCACAGAUUGAGUCUUCCUUAAAAUCUGUAUAUCCUAAAGACUCUGGGGUCAAACUUACUUUCAUCGUGGUGAAGAAACGAAUAAACACCAGAUUUUUUGUGGAGUCCGAAGGAAGACUUCGAAACCCACUUCCAGGAACAGUUAUUGAUGUGGAGGUGACCAAGAGGCAAUGGUACGAUUUCUUUAUCGUGAGUCAGUCUGUGAAAGACGGUACUGUCACUCCCACUCAUUAUAAUGUCAUCCACGAUACGGUUCGCUUCACCCCAGAUAGGAUACAGCAUCUCACUUACAGACUAUGCCACAUGUAUUACAAUUUGGCAGGUGUCAUUCGAGUUCCUGCUCCUUGUCACUAUGCCCACAAACUGGCUUACCUUGUGGGUCAGAGUAUCCACCAAGAACCACACCAUUCCCUGGCCAGCCGUCUCUUCUACCUGUGACUUUCAGAAGAAAGCCUGACGACAUGUUGAAAACCAGCAUUUAUAGGGAAACAGACCACGAGGUUUGUGUCUUACAACUUACCUUUGAAAUCAGUGACUUUAUGAUGGACCACGCCUGAACACUUGGCACUUCUGAGCAAGUGACACCACUCGUCAUCGAGACUGGGCAUUAGUCUCAUGAAGUAGACUCUGCUUGGAAAAGGAUAUCUUUCUGAAACCUUUUAUUUUUAAGGGACAGAAAAGCUCUAAAAAUGUCAAAAUUAAACGGGGAUUUAAUUGUCUUAUUUAAAGUUGUGUAGGAAAGAAAUAACCCAUGUACAUAGUAUUGUUCACUCUUCCAAUGGGUGGAAAUUUGAAUGUGACUUUGGUGGAGCUGUAAGAGUUGGAAGCUCUUGGAACAUUGAAGUGUUUUUGUCACUUUUACCACAAAGAAGGGAAACCUAGAUCUCGAUUAGCACUUCCUUUUCAUGCAUUCUCUUGUGCAUGUUCCAAGGGUGAUGUUACUGUUAGCUGUACCAUAAU